AGAUUGAAAACAAAAUUGGUGGCUACUUCGUAAGAUCGGCCAAUUUGUGGAAGAGAACAGUUUAAUUAACAGUAGACGGGUGACAGUCAGAAGAGUGUCAUUGAGCACAGACACAAAAAGAAUAAAGCUUCAAUAAUGUACAAAGCUUUACUGUUUGUAGUGGUAUUAUUUUGUUUAAUUAAUUAUGGUUUUGGAGGAACAGUUGAACCUGAAGCAUCAAAUGUAACAGUGAUACGUGGUAAAAUGCUAGAAAUAAGUUGGACAGUAAGUCCCACAGCUGGUGAACGUGUCAUUGGUUUGCAAGUAUAUGUGUUGCCCAACAUCACUUCUGAAAUAUUAACUGGUAGCAGUCCACUUGCGUCAGUUUAUGCAGACACUUUAUUUGGUGUUGGUAGAUUGUCUGCUACAUUUAGUGGCUCGACAUACAAAUUGAUGUUAAAGAAUGUAAGUUACACUGAUAGUGUAACAUUUCAACUUCAAGCAAUUUUUCUCAUUGGCACUAAACCUGAUGUCAAAACAUCCGAAAUUCAGGUUACUGUUAAUGGCAAACCAAGUUGGUGUGGUAUGGCAUUGGAAUCAAAUUACUCAGUAAUUGAAACCAAAACUUUAACAGUUAGGCAAGGCAUUUGUGGCUAUCCGAAACCUGAUGGUAAAUGGAGAGUAGGAGAAGACAACUUUGAAAAGUCAUACAAUGUAAGCGUAAUUAACACUGCAACAAGACAUUAUGAAUAUACUUUCAAAACUCGAAGUAUCAGCCGUACAGAUUGUGGAAAAAAUAUAACUUUUUCUGCAAAUAACACAUUAGGAAGUGUGACAAGAAAUGCUGCAAUUGAUGUUACAUUUAAACCUUUAAAUGUUUUAUUUGAAGAAUCAUACAGACACAAUGCAAGUUGCAUUUAUGUCGCCUGGUGUGGGGAAGAUACUGGAAACUGUAUUAUGAAUUACCAUUUGCAAUUUCUUGAUAAAGGGAUUAUUUACAACACUUUCACCACUCCCAACACAAAUUUUACUUUAUGCAAUGCAACAGUUACUUCCAUCGUUACCAAUGUUAGUAUAUGGGCAUCAUACAAAGGAAGUAUUGGACAAAAAAAUACUAGUGAGAUUAGCACUAAACCUCCAACAACAACAACAACAACAACAACAACAAAAGUCCCGAUAACUUCAAAAAGUAAGACAACAGGCAGUAUGAAUAGUAAGGCAACAACUAAGGGAACGGCUAUUACAAAAAGUGGUGAUGGCAGCAACAUUGGUUUAAUUAUUGCCAUUGUGGGUGGAAUUCUAAUUGUAAUCAUCAUCAUUAUCAUUGUCGUGUGUGUAUUGAAACAUAAAAAAAAGAAUGGCACAGGAAAUCAUAGUGGAUAUGCCAUGCGUGUGACAGGGGAAGAGAAUAAUUAUGUUACCGAUCCAACUAAUUUAAACAGACGUCAGCCAGCUAAUCCAGAUGAUCCUGAGCAAGCAAUCUACUCCGAACUUGGUCCAGGCGGAGGUAGAACUGGUCCCCGACCUGCACCGGAACAAUCAGAUUACGCUGAAAUGAAAGUAGAUGCUAUGGGCUAUCCUAUUGAUGGUGCCAAAGCUAGUGAGCCCCCUACAUAUGCGCCAGUUAUUAAGCCUAGAGAGGGAGCCAAACGACGUACACCAUCGCCACCACGUAGCAAUGUCGAUGGAGCUCGGGCUGCUGCUAGCACAGAACCACCUGCUUAUGCCCCAAUUAUGAAAAACAAAAGUUCGUCUAGAGGGCGUUCACCACCACCAGAUGAGGAUGAUCAUGAAGGUGUGAUUGUUUAAGCAGAGGCUGUCACGUGGAUAAGUGCAAUAUCGAUCGCUGGAUGCAAACUAUUUUUGUAGUAUAAAUAUUAUAUAUUGAUAUAAAUAUCAAUUUAAAUACGUUUAUGUGUCUUGGAAUCCCGUGCAUUUAUUAGUUUUUAUCUUGUUGCAGUUUAUUGUAAAACGGGCGAUUUUCAAAUUGAUAGAUUGAUGCUUACCAAAAACCAAUCCAUAACUUUCUAUCUUGUGCAAAUUUAUGGGGUCAUAUUUUUUUGUGAAUAGAAAAGUUACAUUUAAAAGAUAGAAACCGUAUUUGAAGUUGUUGUAUUUGUUCUAUAUAGUUUUUGGCACGUUUGAAUUCGAAAUCUGAAAUUUACUUUUCUGUCAAUAAUGCUGAACCAGCCAGCUCUGUUUUUAAAGUUUUAAUAGCGAGAUUUUAUGUUAAAAGUCCAAGAAUGAAAGCUAUUGCAACAAUGCAGGAUUCUGGCGAAUUAAUAAAAUCACAUUCCGUAAAAAAAUUCUACAGAGUGAGAAUAUUCCAUAAUAAAUUAAGUUUUCUUUUUACUAUACAUGCAAAGAGCAAAAAUUGUGUCAUUUUAUGUACAGCUGUGUUGCUAAUUUUGAUAAAAGAUCUCGUUGUUUAUAGAUAAGAUAAUUUUUUUAAUUUUGUUAUUGAUUUUUAUAUUUACUUGAGUCAAUUUUCAAUUUUAGUUCUGCUAAGAGCAAUAUCGUUUAAAUGUUUCAUGUAACAUUAACAGAAAUAACAUUUAUUGAUCUCAUUUUCAUAUUGUUUUGAUUAACGAACUUAUGUAUAUAGCUUUAUUAGAGAUUCUGUAUCUUUGUAGAGGGUGGGUGUAUGGUAUUUUCAACUUCUUUUUUUUCUUGAUUCAACUUGUGGUAGCCUAAAGUUAGUUUUAUGUGAUACUUUUGUGUAGAUCUGUUGUAAGAUGUAUUUAGUACUAUUUCCAUUCCAUUUUCUUUUUACGGCACCAUAAAUAGAAUUUUUAGUAGCAUUUCUGUGAGGGAAUGGGUAAUAUGGUAUUUUCGUAAUUUUUGUAGAUCUUAAACUGAUUAGAAGUUUAUUUUAUGGAUAAUUUUAUGUAAGGUGAUUUUAUAAUAAAACGAUGUAGUUGUAAAA
Molecule: messenger RNA, 2905 nt
Organism: Hydractinia symbiolongicarpus
Lineage: Eukaryota; Metazoa; Cnidaria; Hydrozoa; Anthoathecata; Hydractiniidae
Exons: 9
Coding region: 136-1788 (550 amino acids)
Source: RefSeq, a predicted model, not a curated record